UAUCUUGGUAGGAUCAUGGGUGUUGAAAUUCUAUACCCCAUCAUUAACAGAGCGACAGCUCCUAUAAAAUCAGUGAACAUUGACGAUCUCAGCAGUCAACUUAACAGAACCUUUAUGUUCUAUUUAUCACUUGUCUUUGCUGUCACUAUCACUAUCAGACAACAGCUAGGUGGAUCGGUUAUAGCGUGUGAUGGCUUCCAACGAGACGAAGACUACGAAAGGUUUGCGGAGGACUGGUGCUGGAGUUCUGGGAUCUACACUAUUAAAGAGGCGUACGAAAUGCGGGACAGGGCCAGUCCUUAUCCUGGUAUAGUUCCCGAGGACCUGCCAGCAUGUGUUGAGUUUGAGCUGAAAUCAGGUGGAAGGAUAGAGUGUCCAGACGAGAAAGAUGUCAAACCUCUUACUAGAAUAUAUCAAACUUGGUAUCCGUUUGUUAUGUUCUACUACUGGCUUACUGCACUGAUGUUCUUCCUCCCCUACCAAUUAUACAAAUUGUUUGGUUUCGACAAGGUCAAAGCAGUUGUGUCUAUGUUGCAAAAUCCGGUAGAGGACGGGUUUGAAAAGAAAGAGAUGAUAAAGAGGGGUUCAGUUUGGCUCUAUCUCCAAUCAACCAUGUCUCUCUCACACCAAUCUUUAUACUCUUCAUUUGUGGUGAAACAUAGUCUUGCUUUCUACGCUUUGCUUGUAAAGAUUAUGUUCCUGGGUAACACGAUUAUGAUGUACUGGCUGACUCACAAAAUGUUCAAGUUCGGAUCGUUUGCGGAGUAUGGGUUGCUGUGGGAGAUGAACACGCCAGUUGACAAUGUUAACAGCUUGAUUCAAGAAAAACUCUUUCCUAAAGUCGCCGCUUGUGAAGUCAAGCGGUUUGGGGCUACGGGUAUGGAUGAGGAUCAGGGUAUGUGUAUGCUAACCCUCAACGUUCUCAACCAAUACCUAUUUCUCGCGUUCUGGUUCUGUCUCAUCAUCAUUACUAUCAUUAACUGUUUCUCCCUCCUUUUUACCCUUAUAAACAUCCUCUUCCCCUCCCUUAUGCUCAAACAGUUCCUCGUCUCAUCCUCACUUGAUAGAAGUCCGGCAGUCGGGGUCAUUUCUAAACUCUACCUAGAUUCUGGGUCUUCGAUGAGGUUUAUGAUGGACAUUUUCGCGCGUAACGUUGACCCCAAGCUGUUCGGGGAGAUAUUAGUCCAGCUCUAUUCUCUGUUGGGUGACGAUUCGAAAACCGAGGGGGUGCAAGUGUUUCAUAGACGGCCUCAGAAACAGAAAGUAAACCUGCUGUCUAAGAGCAAGGUGGAUAAUAAGUUGGGGAAGUUUUUACCCAAAAUGGUUGCUCAGAAGAAAAGACCAACAAACAUAAACACAAAAGUUACGCGAUUUAACCGAACAGUGGAUGAACUGAAAGAAUAUAACCUUACGAUGAGAAGUAAACAGCAUUUAAGGCAGGAAAAUGUUACUGAUGAGGUGAGAGAGUUGGAAAAAGAGACGGAUUGUCUUCUUCCUUCAAACCAGAUAGACAUCAGUGACUUGACGAAUAUUAAGUCACGUGAUGAAGAUAAAAUUCCAGAGCCUCAACAUCCCACAUGUGAAUCGGAAGGUGAAAUCACUGAUACAGAUGAUGAACAGCAAGUAAUGGGGGACCCGUUAAUAAUCACACAUGACAUUCACGAUUCUGAUGACAAAGUAGAGGUAAUGUCAGAGGAACCUUUGGAAAUCAGGGAGGAACUUGAAAUAACUGACGAAGAGGACUUAGAAGAAUCUCCUCUAACGGAAGAAUAUUUUGAAAGUAGCUCGACAGUGAAAAGAGCUGAUAUUGAUCCAUCAGAGUCUGAAGAAGAGGGUGAUAUGAAGAGUACGCUGCCUCUUCAAAUACCAAUCGUUAUGUUGAACGAUGAUGUGCUCUCUCUUAAGUCAGUGAAUCUAUAAUGAAAUAAAUUCUACGCACACUUGAAACACAAGAAAAAGUUUUCGAAAUCUUAGAGGACCGUUUGACGCGAAAUGCGAAUCCUGUCACCUGUUUAAGAUAGUUUAGUUUUUGUCGGGUAUUCAAGUGAAGGCUGACAGUGACGGGAAUGCGAAAGUGAAAGCAAAAGUGAUCGCCGAUGGGCUGCAAUGUGUACAGAUUAAGAGAUUACGAUGUUCUUUGUAGCGUACUGAACUGCAGUCCGAGGGCUGAGCUCUAGUCACUUUAUUACGUGACUAACACAGACCAGUUUACUUUUUACCUUAUGCUACGAUCACUACAAACAUCCACACAAUAUUCUUCACAGCACCUAUAUCGAGCAAAGGAAAAUAUUGUCUCUACGAAUUUUAAAAAAUUACUUGUUUCAAAUAAUAUGAA
This is a messenger RNA of Bolinopsis microptera, 2335 nucleotides long. Its product is annotated as innexin shaking-B-like. Gene Ontology annotation, molecular function: gap junction channel activity. The coding region runs from base 16 to 1920 and encodes 634 amino acids. The transcript is spliced from 7 exons. Gene Ontology annotation, cellular component: plasma membrane; gap junction. Lineage: Eukaryota; Metazoa; Ctenophora; Tentaculata; Lobata; Bolinopsidae. The record is from RefSeq and is a predicted model, not a curated record.